AACAGGCCACGUUAAGGUACAACAACUCGUUCGACUAUCACAUCAAUCGAUCUUCCUUGUUUAAUGUCUUUAUUUUAACAAUCGAUGAAACGAUUGGUAUCAAUAAUGAAAUUUUGGAAUUAUCACAGCCAAGUUUGUGUAAAAAUGAUGAAUAUUUUGAUACAAAAUAUUUUUCUUGUCGCAAAUGUAAUAUCUUCGACUUUCUUGAACCCAGCACUGAUCAUUUACGAUGUGUUUGUAAUAAAUUUAGUAAAACAAUUGGUUUUAAAAAUGGUAAUCCCAUUUGUAGAAAAUGUGAUUAUAAUCAAACUGUAACUACUGAUGGCAAGGACUGUAUUGUUUGCAAAAAUAACAUCUGCAAAUGUUCAUCUAAUGAAAUACUAAUGGAAAGAAACUGGAAUGGUACAUUAUUAAGUAGUAUAGAAUGUCUUCCGUGUCCAAAAGACACAUAUCCAUCCAAAGAAAACUCUAAAUGUUUGCCAUGUAAUAACUUGGAUAAUAGAAAUCAAAGAAACUGUAUCUGUCCAAUGGCAUCACAUGUUAGAAUACAAGGAUACUGUUUAAACAAAGACAAUCUUUCAGAUUGGCCAGAUGUUAAAAGUACUUAUACAAUAAAGUUUCAAAGUGAGAAUAUAGAUAGUUAUUAUCUUAGAACCAAAUUACAAGCAGCAAUGUACUUCUGUAAAAAUAAAGACAAGAUGUCUUGCGAACAUUUAUCACACAUAUGUGUUUUAUCUCUAUAUGUGAACAGCAUACAAUGUGCAUUAUUUAUGCAAACACAUAUGGCACCGGUGAAACUAUUUUACAAUAAAGAUGAAACAUCAUUGAUAUUAAAUGCCAAAAAUAUCACACAAAUAUAUAGUCUGGGAAAGGAUGAUGAUAAUAAUACAUUGAAUUUUACAAUGGCAACAUUUUCUUUAGAAGGCAAAUUACUUGAAAUAGAUAGUCCAAACAUGCCUUGUCAUUUCCUUACAAAUGUUAGGUUUGGAGUUAAUCUUAAUAAAAAAUGUAUAAUCACUGUAAAGGAUCUGCUAAAUAUGGAAGUAAAAUUUACACAACUAUAUUUAACAUUCAAAGAGGAAGAAAAAGUUCUUUCACAUGCAGUACCUAUUUAUAUAAAAAAAGAAUAUGAGAAUGAUUAUGAUAUCUUGGAGACCCAACUUGUUAGGAAAUUUUUUUUUGUGGACAAUAUAAGUGGUAUUAAAGCAUUGCCAAAUUUUGUAACUGGUACAUUUCUAAAGAAAUCGAACUUGUCAGUACUUCGCUAUAUGAAAUCAUUUACUAUCUUAGUAAAUAUUUGUGGUAAAGCUCGUGGAAAAAUUUAUCCACCCAUAGUAAUUAUAGAAUAUGGAGAAUUAAUGGAGCACCAAAUUUCUAGAAAUGUAGAAGUUACAAUAGAUUAUAAAGUAACAUUUGCUUUAAAGGAAAAUCAUAUAAAUUCUAAUACCCAGAUAUUUAUUGGUAUUUUAUCAAGCAUAGCAAUUAUCAAUUCAGCAUUGAGAACUUGGACAUACUGUAAAAAAAAUUAUGGUUGUACUCCUAAUGCAACUGUUUCAUUGUGGUUCUUUAUAUAUGUGAUGGGUGCUAUAGGAAACACUCUUAUUAUUGCAUCAAUUAGUGUAUGCAUAUAUUUAUUUAUAUUUUUUAAAGGACAAACGAUCCCAUAUACUUUACUCCCAACUAUAUCUGAUGAAAAAAAUAUACAGAUUUUCACUAUAAUUGGAUUUUGUCUAAAAAUUGUAGAAAUUAUGGGAUUUAUUUAUCAACAUUGGGACAUACAUAUCUUUUUCAUCGAUUGGGAACAGCCAAAAAUAACACGUAAUCCAUCAAAGUACGAUUCUCCUUAUACUUCAUUUCGAAAAUUGUACACUAACAUAUUAAAUGACGGUAAUGACGAGAAUCCAAAAGCUCCAUCUGAAAUUAUUGCAGCUAAAAGGAAUAAAACGUUUAAAAGAACGAGCAAAAAAGAUACACAUAGCCAAAUUUUCAAACCUGUAGAACAAGAAGAACUCCAAGUAACAUAUUCUAUAUCAAAAUCUUCAAUGCAAGAACAAAGUAAUACUCAGCUAUCAGUUAGUAUAUGGAGAGCAUAUCUUGUUGCUAAUGAAUGGUUAAAAUUACUAACAAAACGGAAGAUAAAUAUAUCAUUACAAAUAAUUAGUACUUUGAUUGUUUUAGAGGUUAUAGGUGUAAAAUAUUGGAGCUUAGCUAUACCAGAAAUAACGAUUACUAAACACCCUGAUGUGAAAAUGAAUUUUUCAUUGCAGUAUGCUGUUUGUGCUAUAGUCUACAUUACAAUUUAUUUUAUUCAAUACUUAACAUCCAUUAUAUUUUAUGAAAGAUUUAUAAAAGAUCAAAUGCAGCAAUUUGUUGAUUUAUGUUCAAUUGCUAAUAUCAGUGUAUUUAUCUUAGAAUAUAAUUAUUAUGGAUUUUAUAUCCAUGGAAGAUCAGUCCAUGGAUUUUCUGAUACAGAUUUAUUUACUUUAAUAAACAAUUUAAAGAAUGAAGAGAAUCAAUUAUGUGCACAUAGAGGUCUUGUUCCUGGUACAAUAGAACAAAACUUUAUAGUAUCAGUUACAGAAACGUUCAGAACAUUCUAUGAAAAAUUUUACACUGAAAAGAAUUUUGUGAAUUCUUCACAAUCAUCAAUACCUAUAACCAAUAGAUUUUUAAAGAAGAAUAUUUAUACUUCCAUGGAUUGGAAUCACAUUUGUAAUACACGUGUAAAAUUGAACCAAUUUUUAUGUGAAUUUCUGGAUCAUUGCUUUAAAGAUGAAGAUUACAUUAUUAAAGAACAACACUUGAUUGAAAAACUUUGUGACAUUCUCUAUACAAACACUAACAAAACAUCUGUAUUCUAUAUUGAUAAUGAUUAUUCAUUUAGUCAAGUAAUACUUUAUGGAAAUGAAUGGUUGAUAGGUACAUUUGAAAUUACAAUAUUUCUUUUUGUCCUAACUUUAUAUGAUAACUAUAUAUUAGCUGCUGCUGUUACAUUUAUACUCUCGCAAUUAUUCAUUGUAAUUAUUAAAUACAGUGGAAGAAAAAAUUUAAGCAGUAAAACAUUAUUAGAUGAAAGAUUUUUAAUGUAAUAGAUUAUGAUAGAAAUAUAUGACUAUCA
Vespula vulgaris is the source of this 3118-nucleotide messenger RNA. RefSeq names its product meckelin. The record is from RefSeq and is a predicted model, not a curated record. The coding region runs from base 384 to 3089 and encodes 901 amino acids. The transcript has 14 exons. Gene Ontology annotation, cellular component: MKS complex; ciliary transition zone. Gene Ontology annotation, biological process: cilium assembly. NCBI's taxonomy places the organism in Eukaryota, Metazoa, Arthropoda, Insecta, Hymenoptera, Vespidae.